AUGGAUCACUCCUCGUCUUCCUUCGCCAACCUACCACCUCAAGAUCUGGCAGGUGAAGCUGUCCAUUUGGUCUCAGUUUCGGACACUGUUCCACAACCCUACCACCACAACCAUAACCAUGUAUCAUCAACAACACCCAAGCCCGAUCCAGAUCCCACCCUCGCCGGCGAAGACGCGCAUUCUCUCCAGCCUCUCCAGUCGGCUGUGGGUGAUCUCACAGCGUAUACCCAUGAUCAUAGUAACGGUAUCAUGGGGGUACCUGAUGCCUAUCAUUCCUUGUUGUCCAACGAGCUCUCCCAUCUCCUCCCCCAACAUCCCUCCUCUAACUCAUCCCACUCAUCUAUCUUCUCAUCUAAAGAGAAUGGCUAUCUCCGGGACCAACCGUCCAUCCUAGACCCACCAGAUCUAGAACUAUGGCGGAACCGGCUCUUCAACGUAGACGAGACGCUCGUGCUAAGCGAAGCACAAUUUCGCACCUACUUCCCCCACGUCGACAACAUCUACUCCCACCGCUCCACCCAACAAUACAAACGCAAGCCCCUCAUCUCCCACUACUGGGACUGUCGUCUGAAAGGCCGUCCCCCGGGUACACCCAAAUCCAACGAUCCCAACAAGAAGAAGCGCAAGCGCACCGCCCGCGCCCGCGAUCUCUGCGACGUCAAGAUCAAAAUCACGGAGUUUCUCCCGGGAGCCGCCACCGUUGGUGCUCCGGACGCUGAUACCGCUGAUGCUGCUGCUGCGCUUUUGCGGAACUCCUCUUCCUCAUCCUCAUCCUUGGACGCGCAACAGCAGCAGUUUGGCGUGCUCGCGCCCAAUUCCCUUCCUGAGGGCCAUCCCGGGGCUCAAGGACAGCGGUUCUUUACGAUCCAAAGGGUCAAUGGGAAUGGGGCUAAUGGGAAGAAUGAUGGGGUGGGGGGUGGACACCGUCAUUCGUUGGAGGAGAGUGAUCGGGUGAAGAAGAGUAGUGUGCAGCGGUAUUUGUUGAGGGAGAUGAAGGGUCGGAGGAAGAACUUUUCGACCAAUACAAUGUCCCAGAAAAACUACCACACAAAAGCCACCGGCCAAGCAGCCGAAACCGUCACCAACCACACCACCGACCAAGACCUGAAGCUCUACGGCAGCUGUUUCUGCCCCUUCGUCCAGCGCGUCUGGAUCGCUCUCGAGGCCAAGGGCAUCCCCUAUCAGUAUAUCGAAGUCGACCCGUAUAAGAAACCCCCGUCGCUGCUGGAGGUCAAUCCCCGGGGUUUGGUGCCUGCUCUGCGACAUGGGGAUUGGGGUUCGUAUGAGAGUACGGUGUUGCUUGAAUAUCUGGAAGAUCUGAAUGUUGGCCCCUCGCUGCUCCCUGCUGGGGAUGCAAAGCGACGCGCUCAUUGCCGUCUGUGGACGGAUUUCGUCAAUCGCAAUAUCGUGCCCACUUUCUAUCGCGUUCUCCAGGAACAGAAUGAGGAGAAGCAGAUCGCCCACGCCCAAGAGCUGCGCGACGCCUUCACCACGCUAAUCGACGCGGCUGACCCGCACGGGCCGCUCUUCUUGGGCCCGGACCUCUCCUUCGUCGACGUCCAGGUGGCACCGUGGAUCAUCCGGCUCAGACGGGUCUUGAAGCCGUACCGCGGCUGGCCGGACCCGGAGCAGGGCAGUCGCUGGGCUGCCUGGGUCGACGCGCUCGAAUCCAAUGAGCAUGUCAAAGCGACCACCAGCGGGGAUGAGCUCUAUCUGGAUAGCUAUGAGCGAUACGCACAAAACCGUCCGAACACGUCCCAAGUUGCCAACGCAAUCAACUCGGGGAGAGGGCUUCCGUAA
This is a messenger RNA of Aspergillus candidus, 1800 nucleotides long. RefSeq names its product glutathione S-transferase family protein. Lineage: Eukaryota; Fungi; Ascomycota; Eurotiomycetes; Eurotiales; Aspergillaceae. The record is from RefSeq and is a predicted model, not a curated record. The transcript is spliced from 7 exons. Gene Ontology annotation, cellular component: cytoplasm. Bases 1 to 1800 code for a protein of 599 amino acids.